Molecule: messenger RNA, 438 nt
Organism: Vitis vinifera (wine grape)
Lineage: Eukaryota; Viridiplantae; Streptophyta; Magnoliopsida; Vitales; Vitaceae
Product: cytochrome P450 71D10-like
Exons: 1
Coding region: 1-438 (145 amino acids)
Molecular function (GO): iron ion binding; oxidoreductase activity, acting on paired donors, with incorporation or reduction of molecular oxygen; heme binding
Source: RefSeq, a predicted model, not a curated record
AUGAUGGAGAAGGCACAGGCUGAGGUAAGGCGGGUGUUUGAUGGACAAGGGAAUGCGGAUGAGGAACUAAAAUUCUUAAAAGGAGUAGUGAAAGAAACCUUGAGGCUACACCCUCCUCUUCCUCUACUAAUUCCAAGGGAAUGUAGGGAGAUGUGUGAGAUUAAUAGAUAUGAGAUACCCAAGAAGACUUUAAUCAUUAUUAAUGCAUGGGCCAUUGGCCGAGAUUCUAAUUAUUGGGUUGAAGCUGAGAGAUUUUACCCAGACAGAUUCCUUGAUAGUUCAAUUGAUUACAAGGGUACUGAUUUUGGAUAUAUCCCAUUUGGUGCUGGAAGAAGGAUGUAUCAUGGCAUACUGUUUUCUUUACCUAUCAUUGAACUGUCACUGGCACAUUUGCUCUACCAUUUUGACUGGAAACUCCCAAAUGGAAUGAAGGCAUAG